GAUGGGACUUAGGAAUAAAUAAGUUCAAGUAAAAUUUCAUGAAUAAUGAAAUAAGAGUUACUCUCUACGGAUAGUGGGAGUAAUAGUAAGCAGAAACAUCUGAUCUCACGGAUAGUGAGAGGCAUGCCACUUGGUUAAUUUGGUCAAGUGGGAGAUGUUGCAUAGACUCGGUCUAAUGGUGACCAAAUCAACGUUUGUUUCUCUGUUGAGAGAAACGUGGGAACGUGGAAUGGUUUGUUGAGAGGAAAUCUCUCAUGGGGCGGAACUGAAGGGGGGUGGAGAUAGUGGGUUAGCCCCUAUAAAAGGAGGGAUGAUUUCCUUUAGAAAAUACAACGAAAAAAAGAAAACCUCUUACCCAUUACCGGAGCCCCCCUUCAAAGAUAUCAUCUUUUCUCUUCUUUAUACUCGUUCAAUUUGUAUACCAUAUUAAUCGGAGUGGUAUCGUAAUCAUGUUCACAUGUCCGUUUAUAAGCCAAUAGUUAAUAUUAGUGGAUAGUAAAUAUUUGGAUGUUGAUCUUACUCUCUAUACUUGCUUGAUAGAAUGUGAACAUGAAGCAGAUUGAUAUAUUUUUGUUUUUCCCCCCUUUUUUGUGGAACCUUCUCUAAAUAGAUAGGAUUUGAAGGUUACACGUCAAGAAACCUUUUCAGCCUAUUUUCUUGCGGCAAAGGCUGCAUGUUCUUGCACUAUGCUGUAGGUUCUCUUGAAUGAAGGAGGAUCAUACAUUUCAGCAUGGCCAGGAAACAAAAAAAGGUAACCAUUAGUUUUUUCGUGGACAAGGCGAAGCAAAGGGUGGCGCUGGCCGAAGCGGACAGCGACUUUAUUGACAUCCUCUUCAGCUUCCUCACCCUGCCAUUGGGAACCAUCGUCAGGCUCCUCAACAAGCAAUCUAAUAUUGGAUGCAUGGACAAAUUGUAUGGGAGCGUCGAGAAUCUUGAUGUGCAUAAUUUCCAGACUGAGGCAUGCAAGACCAUGCUUCUCUUCCCUCAAAGCGCUGCAGCUGUACGAUGUGAAGAUCUAAAGGUAAAUAUUGAUAGCAGAGAGUCGAAUCCAAGGACCAUCUAUGUUUGUCGAAAGGCUGGUUGUUGUGCCAAGGCCACAUGCUUGGGCAGCUCUGUUUUGAAUGCUCGAUGUCCUCACUGUCGAGAAACUAUGGAUUCAAGGAGAACGCGGGCGAAAGGGAAUGUGGAUGCUGGCAAACUAUUUGUCAAGAGUGGAGAUAAGUUUAUGAUUACUGAUGACCUUCGUAUAACUCCGUUUUCUAUGGAGCAUUACCUUUCUUUCAUUCGGAAAUUGGGAAAGGAAGAUGAAUGCACCCUGGAGGAGAAGGUUAUGGAUCUCGGUAGAGACGAGAUAUUGACAUUGCUUCGAAGACUGCUGGUCUCCAGUUCUCCGCUUACUGACUUGUUUUUCAAAAAUGUGGGUGUGACGAAUGAUGCAUCACAAGGAAUCGAUAUUAAAAACAUGAUUCGAGUUAAAAGAGAAAGCAACACAGAAGCUGAAUCAAAAGAAACACACAUCAAUUUGUUUUUAAACAAGUCUACGAAAAAAGUGUCAUUUGUAGAAGUUGAAGAAGAUUAUGUGAACUUUAUAUUUAGUUUCCUAACCUUGCCUCUUGGCGCCCUGAUCAAGCUCCAAAAUAACAAGUCGUUCUUGGGAUGUGUCGAUAACUUGUAUCGAAGUGCCACAAAGGUUAGUUCAGACAAGUUCAAAUCUGAGGAAUGCAGGGAUAUUCUUCUCUCUCCUAAGCUUGCAUCAUUUUUUGGUUACACUGGUAACAUGCUAAAGGUGGAUGAAAUUGCACCCCCUAAGGGUUUUUGCCGUGGUUGUUACAGUUGCUUCUGGAAUAAUAAUGAUAUAGAUUGUGAAGCUUCAGAAUGUGUCCACGGCGUGAAGCGGGCAGAUUUUAGGAUGUUGAAUCCAAAAUCUCCUGAGGGAAGAACAGAAACAGGUGGUGGAUAUGCCAAGGGGAAAUUCCUGGUGACUACUGAUCUUUGUGUGUCUCAAUUAUCCGCCUCUUCCUCGCUCCAAACUGUCAAGAGCCAGGAUCUUUCGUUCAGCGAUCUAGAGAUGAAGAGGGCCGUAUUUGGAGAAAUGCAGGCUCUUGAUCUACUUAGAUCUGCCGUAACCUCUAAAACUCCAAUUGAUGAUGUGCUAAAUAUUUUUCGGAAAGCGAAGGUGGAAUAUGAAUUUGGUUGCUAAAGAAGAAAUUAAGCCACUUGAUUAAUUACGUGGCUUUUCCGCAAUGAUUUCGGAGCUUUAUGAACCAGCAACUGCAAUGGCGGAUCGAGUAUUAAUUUCUGGAAAGUGGUAUUACCAUAUAGUUAAUAAGUUAUAAAAUUUACAGCUAUUUUUGUUGAAUUUUUUUACUUUGAAAAAUAAAGUACGCUCUCUCAUUAUUAUUA
Messenger RNA from Asparagus officinalis (garden asparagus), 2403 nucleotides. RefSeq lists its product as uncharacterized. The coding region runs from base 731 to 2200 and encodes 489 amino acids. The record is from RefSeq and is a predicted model, not a curated record. The transcript is spliced from 3 exons. Lineage: Eukaryota; Viridiplantae; Streptophyta; Magnoliopsida; Asparagales; Asparagaceae.